UUGGUAUUAGUUGCUAUGAUACAUCUCGGUGAAUGUAUGCGUGUCCUGCAAUUGGUUCGAGAGUGGGGUACUGGCCACAUAAAGUCCGUCUCUCCAUUGAAACUUCGGUUUAUAGCACGAGCACAUAGACUGGCAGCAGCAGCUUCUACAAAGAUGCAGUCCCUGACCUGGUACUUGGCAUUGGCAACAUGCAUUGCUUUUGCGCAAGGUCAUACGUAUCAUAUGGGCUCUUGUCCCAUCGUGGAACCCAUGCAGGGUUUUCAAAUGAAUAGAUUCUUGGGUAUAUGGUACGUCGUCCAGAAAACGUCAACGGCCAGUAAGUGUAUCACCUACAACUACACACGAGGUGAGGAGCCAGGCGAAUACUUCAUAACGCAGGAUUCGGAUCAUCCAAUCUUAGGUCUUACGUCAUUGAAGCACGAAUAUCACUAUACCGGUGAGCUGAGUGUACCGGAACCUAGUACUCCAGGACGCAUGGAAGUCCGUUUUCCUCUUAGUGUGGCCGGAAGCGCAUCCCACGUGGUGUUUAUGACGGACUACGAUAAUUACGCCGGCAUAUUCACCUGCCAGAAGCUGGCGUUCGCUCAUCGGCAAAGCGCAACGAUCCUCUCGAGGACUCGGAUGUUGGAUCAGGCCCAGGUGGAUAAGAUACGCCAUAGAUUGAGCCAAUACGGCGUUGAUCCGUUCGAUCUGAGCAUUAUCUCGCAGACAGAUUGUCCGCGUGGAAACAACAGUCUAGACAUCAACGUCGAUCCCAACACCUUCACCUCCGAAAACAUCGGCAACGUGGUGCGCAAAGCCGGCGAGAAGCUCGGCGACGGAGUACAAUGGAUCAGCCAAACCGGAAGUCACGUUUAUCAUAAGUUAACCGGAACCGAAGAAAGCGAUCAUACGUCAUCAACGUCGCAUGAGAAUAGCGAAGUCACAGCGAAUGUUAGGAGGACCGGCGGUAAAUACGAAACUAACGAGGUGGAGUGGAUCCCUUAAGUGCUGCCUGAGCAAUUUCGUUAAUCUUUUUUAUUUCACUGUUAUACAUUAGUCGUAGACUUAUCUUUUUUAUUUCACUGUUAUACAUUAGUCGUAGAUCUUAAUACGAUUAGACAUAGACGUAGUGAGCGAUGAUAGGGCCAUUAAGAUAUUUCUUUUGAUGCACGUAUAACUUUCUAUUGUACUGGAGAACAUAUGUAGUACUUGAAUGCAUAUCUAUAGAAUCACAAUAAGAAAGAAUCCAGAUAGCUUCUCAAAGACAUCUUAUAUGUAUAAAAAUACAUGAGAAAUAAAAAUAAAUAAAACCUCUUCAGACAGUAUUUAUAACAAGGAUUUUAUAUUUAGAAUUGUCUUAAGUUCAUCUUCAGAUCCUAUGUAGCCAGUAAAACCGUUUUUAUGGAGAACUCACACCUUGGAAAAAAGCAGAAUUAGUUAUACCUGACCAUCAGUACGAGUUCUGAUUGGCUUCUACUUUCUUGCUUUCUGCUUUUCUGUCAAGGUGUGAAUGCACCCUUAGACUUUAGACCUUAUUCAUAAUCAUUAUUCAUAGUCAGAUAUAUUUAAGAUAAGACGAUCUUAAAUGUUAUGUCAAUUGUUUUAUGAAAUAUCCUGAAAAUGAACUUCGGAUAAUCCUAAAUACAAAAUUCGUCUAUGAGUACUGCUUUCAAGCGACUGAAGAUGAACUUAAGGCGAGUUUAAAUAUAAAAUCAGACUGAAUACGGCCCUUAGGCAUUUUUAUAAAUGGAUUAUACUACUGGCUGUCCUAUUCAUCUAUGUUGUAAAUGAUUAAAAAUAAAAGAAAAUUUAUUUUUUUUAA
Molecule: messenger RNA, 1804 nt
Organism: Odontomachus brunneus
Lineage: Eukaryota; Metazoa; Arthropoda; Insecta; Hymenoptera; Formicidae
Product: apolipoprotein D-like
Exons: 5
Coding region: 16-987 (323 amino acids)
Molecular function (GO): pigment binding
Source: RefSeq, a predicted model, not a curated record